CGCGGGGCUGGCGCGGUUCCGCUCGUCGCAGCUGCGGCGGCCGAAGGGGCGGCGGGACGGGAGCGCGAAGGCGGCUCCCGAGGCUGCGGCGCCCGCGGCGAGCGGAUGAACGAGGCGGGGAAGAUCCAGCGCCGCCGGGAGAGCUUCCGCGUCGCGGGACGGAAGUGACGUCGGGGGCUUGCGGUCAUCGUUGCGCGCCCGAGGCGGCCGCCAUCUUGGCUGCUGGGGCCGCCGCUGCUUCGGCCGGAGACCGGCUUCGGCGAGCGAGAGGUGAGGCGCGGGCCGGAGUCGCCAGGGCCAGGGCCGCCUCCGCGGGCGCCGGCGAAGCGGACGGGCCUCGUUCUGCGCGGAAAGAGGCCUGGCCCCGCCCCCUUCCUGAGGGGGGGGCAGGUCUCCGCUCGGGGGUCUCGCCUGCCCGGCGAGGGGGGGGGACGGGGCCCCGAGAUGCUGCCUCCGGUGCCGGUCUCUGGCGGGGGGGGGGGGGAGCGGCCCUGGCCAGGCAGCAAGUCCAGGUCAGGGAUCCCACUGGAUCCCCCAGCACAUCAUCUCUGGGCGCCAAAGCUGCUCCUUGGCAAGUCCUUGGGAGGGGCCCGGAGGAUCAUCUAGUCCAGCCCCCUGCGAUGCAGCAUUCGGCAGCUGCCCCUUGCCGAGGUCGAACCUGCAGCCCAGCCUCUCCCCAGCUGAGCUAUCCAGGCUGGCCAGCAGGGCAUUAAACUCUCCCGAUUAAUCUGUGUCACUUCGUCGAUGGCCCGCUUUAAGGGGUAAUUAAGGUAACAAAUACCAUUCAGGUAUCUCAGACGAAUGGUAGAAUAAAAUAAAAGCAGGAUAUGUUAAGAGCGCAUGUGCAACAGCCUGCCUUAUUUUGCUAUCUAACACAGCUGGUGGGGGGAUUUUCCCUUGUCUGUUGAGCUUUGAAUUCUUCCCAGGUUUGCAACAUUUAUUUUUGCAGUUGAGCUUCACCUGAGCCCUAUGGAUACUCCAACCCCUUAGGGAUGAGCAGGCUGCUGUGCCCCCCCGAGGGGUCCAGAUGGUGUGAGAAGCCUCCCUGAGUGCAGAAGGUUUCCUGUUGCUGAAGCAAAGGGCCCACAGGCUACCCCCCUUCUGCUCACACAGUGAUGGGCAUGGACAGGGCAGCCAACCCAAGAGACCAGAGUUCAAAUUCCCACAACAAGGAAGCUCACUGGGUGAGCUUGGGUCAUUCACUGUCUCAGCCUAACGCACCUCACAGGGUGGUUGUGAAACUAAAAUCCAUUUACCGUGGUACCUCAGGUUACAUACGCUUCAGGUUACAUACACUUCAGGUUAAAGACUCCGCUAACCCAGAAAUAGUGCUUCAGGUUAAGAACUUUGCUUCAGGAUGAGAACAGAAAUUGUGCUUCGGCAGUGCAGCGGCAGCAGGAGGCCCCAUUAGCUAAAGUGGUGCUUCAGGUUAAGAACAGUUUCAGAUUAAGAACAGACCUCUGCAACGAAUUAAGUACUUAACCUGAGAUACCACUGUAUUUAUUCGUUUUAUUUCUUUAAAUUGUAUACCGCCCUUCAUUUGAAGAUCUCAGGAUGGUUUACUUUCAGAGGAAUUUCAAAGAUCAUUUUAUGAAACCCAGGGUAACUAUAAUAAAAUGUUAGGUUUAUACUAGUUAUUUAGCACACGUUACAUUUCCACAGUUUUUAUAAUACUGGAAAAUUACCAUCCCGGUGCUGUAUAGUUCAUUAUAGUAGUAACCUCCUACAUAAAACUCUGAUGUUGUGUGAACAUGUUCUUGGCAAAAGGACGUCCCCCCAAAGCGUGUUCAAAAUAAGUAGAAUAAUUUAGCCCCAGUGACAUUUAUGUGACCUCCUUGGAGGAAAACAUGGGAUCUAAAUGCGAUAAAAUAAUUAGAACAGCGCCGUUGCUUUCAUCUGCUUAUUUGAUCUGAGAUGACUGUCCUGCCCACAGCUUUCCUUGUUCCUUUGCCUCUCUCUUUCACGGGCAGGUCCCAGUGCAAGAUGGGAGUCGCACCUGCCUGAGUCACUGUGGUGCCUUCAUGGAACCUUGCCCCACGCCAAGCUGUGCCAUGGGGAUAGCCAGGGAAGCCGCAGACCGAGCAGGUGGAUGUGCCAGCCGUAUCCUUUGCAUGGAGCCUUGCCGUAGAGACCCUUGCUGGGGCGGGCAGAACUAUCCUGCCCCAGAAGCGCUGGCCUCGGCGGGAGCAGCGUGUCUGAGUGAGGCAAGCACAGCAGCAGCAGCAAUAGGCCCCCCUACGGAAAGCUGCCCGCAGGAAGAACGGCCCAAGCCCCAGAGCCCCCCCUGCAAGAAGAGCGGCCUAGAGACUAAAGGCAAGCUGCCUUCUACACAGCUGAAGGGGCAAGCGGAGGAGACAGGCGCUCGGGAAGCCCUUGGUACGUCUCUGGGGGCCACUGGCUGGGAUCCUGUAAACCGCAUGCAGAAGGGGACUCCCCAACCCCAAGGCCUCCAGGAAGCCGCCUCUGAGUGUCAUGCAGGACCGGAUUAAGACCUUUAGAGGCCCUAAGCACUUAGAAGAUUUUGGUGCCCCCAUAUGUAUUGAAUUCAAAAUAUAAACAGUAAUUAACCGUAAAAUAAAAACUUGUUUUUGAAAUGAAAUGAAACUGAGAAAAUGAACUCUCAGUGGAGUGAUCUGUGACCAUUUCUAUGGUGCCCACCUUCCCUUGAUGCCCUAAGCAGGGCUUAUUUUGCUUAAUCCAGACUUUGGGGAUCCUCUGGGAUCUGCCUGGGAGGGGGGCCAGGGCUUGCUGAAGGAGCUGCAAAAUUAGGCCCAGGCCCCUUGGGCAAGCAGGUGCUCCUUACUGAACAUGCCUGGGAAAUGGCGGGGGGUCCUUCUUCCAUUCUGCCACGCAUGGAGAUAAUCUGGUGCAGAAGGAGUGGGGUUCAAGUGUGGGGGGGGGAUGAGGGGGCAGGUUCUGCCUUUAUCUUAGGGAGGGUGAUGCCUUUGGAGAGUUGUGGGAGGGAGGGAGUUGUGGCAGCACCAUAGCACCUGAAAUCUCUGCAGAAAUGGUUCUGAUGAGGAGACUGAUGAGAUUCUGGGGAGGAUUUGGGUAGAACCUGUAACUUGGCAGGGACUGGGAGGAGCACUGAGGAAGACCCUGAGGUCCCAGGUGAGCUGGAUGAGCAGCUGCUGGACUCCACAGUUAAGGACACAACCACACACACACUCUGUGGUCACUGCCAGGGUCACAGUGUGGUGCAGUGGUUGGAGCAUUGGACUAGGACUUGGGAGACCAGGGGUUGAAUCCACGCUCAGCUGUGAAGCUCACUGGGCAACCUUGAGAGCCAGUCACUGCCCCUCGGCCUCACCUACCUCACAAGGUUGUUGUGUGAAUAAAAUGAGUGGAGAUCUGCCCCCGUGACCUUGAGCCCCUUGGAGGAAAAGGUGGGAUAUAAAUGAAAUAAAUAAGUGCAGCAAUGAUGGUUUUUUGGGAGAGGAGGAGCUCCCAUCGGCUUGACUAGGAAGACUUUUUUUGUUAACCCUAAUUACAGUGCUAAUGAGGUCUUUUUUGCUAGGGUAGCUGUGUGUGCGGAGAAGUUAAUCCUUCUCUACCUGUGUGCUGCAGUCCUGACAAAAUGACCCCUGUGGAGAAAGAGGCCAUGUGCAGCCCUCCAUAUAAAACUAAGUCCAUCCCUCUGGCUCCAUGUCCUCAGACCUGGCAGGCUUCAGUUGUGGGGAGCUGAGGCUGGAAGUGGGGAAGGGGAGGCAGGAGUUGGGAGCCCUCUUCCGCCUGGCAUGGCAGCGGCUGCUUACCUAACCUGGCCCUUCCUUUUCCAAGCAGAUGGACUCUGCGCUUCCCCAGAGGCAGCCUUGGUUCCUGCCAAAGAGCAGCCGGCAGCUCUCCCGUCCACGCAGAAGCGCCCGCGUGGUCGCAAGCCCCGCAAGAAGAGAGGCGCCGCCUGCAGAGGCCCUGCCCGCCAGGAACCCCAGGGACCCCCUGAGGCCCCUGGGCCUUCGGAGAACGGCCCACCCCUGCCUGUGAAAGUGCCGAAAAAGCGGGGGCGCAAGUCCAAGGCUGAGCUGCUCCUGAGGAAGCUGUCGCAGGGACUGGAGUGUCAGGCGCCCGAACCCCUCUGCCAACAGAAGCUGCUGGCCAGUGAUGGAGGGCUGGACUGUCUGGAGACGACGCCUGGGGGACGCCCAAAGCGGAGGGCGGCAAAAGUGUAAGCGAGAGGCGUUGACGGGCAGGGGGAGGAACUCGCUGGUAGUUUCUUUGACUACUGAGCAGGAGUGGUGCUGCCUUCUUAGGCCCAGGGGGAAAGGAGGCAGCGACGGCCACCGGCUUGGAAGGCUUUAAAACAGGAUUGAAUGUAAAGAGAGGCUGCUUGAUCAGGCCUGUUGCAUCUAGAUAGACUGCCUCUGGACCUGGAGGUUCUAUAAGGACAGAAGAAAAAACUGCUGGAUUAAGCCAGCGGCCGAUCUAGUCCAGCAUCCUGGUCUCACAGGCCGACCAGAUGCAAGCAGGAGUUGAGCACAAGAGCCCAGGUCUCCCCUCCAGCGGCUUCCAGCCCCUGGCCUUCCAAAGCUUUGCUGCUUCCAACUGGAGGCAGAGCUGAACCACCGUGACUAGUAGCCAUCGCUAGCCAUACAGUGGUGCCUCGCAAGACGAAAUUAAUCCGUUCCGUGAGUCUCUUCGUCUUGUGGUUUUUUCGUCUUGCGAAGCACGGCUAUUAGCGGCUUAGCGGCUACAGGUAUAAACUCGUUCCCGCAACUGCAAGCCUCGACCCCUAGGGAGCAUCUGGCCAUUGCAUAAGCCUUGUCCGGCCUCUUAAGCAGUCCCUCCUGACGUGCUUACAUAACACAAGCCCCGACCGCCGCCAUCCCAGCAACCCCGGAAGAUAAGAUCUGCAGCAAGCACCCCACACCUCCGAUCCCGGGGCGCGCUCAGCCAAAGCGUCCCCGGACACCUGUCCCGCCGCGCCUUUGCGCAGCGCUCUGCAGAGCGGAGCGAUGAGCCCGGCCGAUCGCAAGCAGGGCAAGCGGCGGCGAAGGCGGAGAGAGCGAGGCCCAGAGGGAGGAGUCUCCGGCAACGCCAUCGACGGCCCCGCCGCAGCUCCGGGUCCUGGAGCCCUCCGGCUGCCGACUGCCUUUAUUUUGCUGCAGGAGCCUCCUCUGCACCGGGAUCCUCGCGCGCUCCCUCCGUCUCUCCAUGCCUUUUAGGUGAGUGGCGUGCUCGGGCUGACUUUGGACGACCCACAGCGGGGCUUCCCUCGGCCGCGCGACCGGAGCUCGCCUUUGCGGUCACUUUGAGAAAAAGGAAAAAAAACUCGCAAGAAGUUUUGUCUUGUGAAGCAAGCCCAUAGGGAAAAUCGUCUUGCGAAGCGACGCAAAAACCGAAAAACCCUUUCGUCUUGCGCGUUUUUCGUUUUGCGAGGCAUUCGUCUUGCGGGGCACCACUGUACAUGGAAUCGUGGAUUCAUUCUCGUCUAUAAAUGGGUUUAAUCCUCUUCUAAAGCCAUCCCAGUUGGGGGAGGAGAAGGCCGUGAGCGGCUACUAGCUACCAUGGCUGUGUUCUGCCUCCCCUAUCGGAAGCAGCAGCGUCCGAAUCCCAGAUUCUGGGAGUCACAGGUAGGCAGGGGACUCCCCUGCUCCAGUCAUGCUGGGGGGCUUAUCUGUGGAGCAUCAGGUUGGCCCCCCUGAGAACAGGAUGCUGGACUAAAGGAACCUUUGGGCUGAUCCAGGCACCUCUCCUUCUGAGCAGGUCAGGAUGUCCUAAGAGGUUUUCAAGACGUGGGGAACGGGACUCCACAGGGGCCUCACCUGGAUGCAGGCAGAACAUGGCCCCCCCAACACCUGUGACCUCACGGAGUUGGGGCCAAGCGGAACCUGUUUUCUGCUGGGCUUUCAGUGGAAGCUGUCCUCUAGUUUUCGUGUUUUGAAUCGAGUUCCUAAAGCAAAAACCGACAGGGAAAAGAUUAAAGAAAUCCUAGUCAACAAAUUGAUUGACUGCAGAUAUCUGCAUGCAAGGCAAAGUUCUGCAGAAAGAUGUAGAGAGAGGAGGGAGCUGGUCCUGGCACUCGGCCAUCCAAGUCACUAGUCCUCACUGCCUCUCAUGGGAGCUUCCAGAAUUUGUGUGGAACUUGGAGCUGCAGGCCUUCUGCAAGCAGCACUUUGGCCCAGAGGAUGGGGAGAUGCUGGACCCAGGCGGGCAGUGUUUGGUGCCUGCCGCAGCCCCACCCUGUUCCCACCCUUCUUCAGUUCCGGCUCUUGCCCUGAAGAUCUGGGGUGUCUUGUGACCAUUUGUCCCUACUCCCUCCCCUUCGGCCUGCAGAGCCCUUCUGUACCUGCAGGAGUUGGCCGAAGAGUUGACCUCCGUGUACCAGCCGCCCGCUUGCAGUGAGCCCUUGGAGAACGCCCCGCGGCCGGAGGAGCCCAGCCGGAAGCGGCGAGGCCGGAAGCCCCAGAGCCAGAAGCGGGAGAGCGAGGAGGAUGCGGAUUUCAACCCCUCGGAGGAAGGACUCUUGCAGGAGGAGGAGGAAGAGGAGGAGGAGGAAGAGGACAGCGACCUGCGGCUCAGCGAGGUCUCCGACUCUGACCUGGAGCCUGGGCUGCGUGGAGCAGCGGUGACUAAGCUGGGGGACGGGGAAGGAGUGCUCCUCUUGGUGGUCUGCUCAGAGGCCUCUGUGAAUGGAGAGCAAGCCCGGCCCUUCUCUGGGGACUGCUGGCUUGGGAGGGUGGGCUCCGUGGGCCUCUGUCUCUGACCCCCGCCUCCUUCUCCCCAGAGGCCCAAGAGCCACUGCCGAGGGUUUGCGUCCAACGGCUUACACAACUCCAUCAUGGCCCCCAUCUGGAAGGCGCUCUCCGUCACCCACCGUGUGUAAGUCUGGGGCUGCCUGCCCCACUUUGCUGGUGGGGUAACUGAAGCACAGGAAUGGGGGGGGAGGAAAGGGGAGGGUCCCUGCCUUGCAGUUGUUCUGCUGCUGCUGCCGCUGGGACAGAGCUCAGCUCCUUUACUGCAUGGCCCUGCAGUAUGGAAAGGAGCUGCGCUCAUUGUACUGCCCUUCAAACAAUACGAUCGGAGCGGGGGGGGGAACUGUGCGCCUGAAACACUCAGGCUGGUGCGGGUUCCAGGGACCCCAGCUGGGACCCCGGAGAGCGAGGACUGUUGCGUCCCAAAAGCAAGGAAGGAUUGUACUCUGAUUAAUAAAAUACACAUGAGGCUUGACCAGCAAGACUCUGGGAGGGGUGCCAAUAAUAAUAAUCCGUCCACCCUCCGGCCCAGGUCGUUGUAUUCACAAAAGAACUUUUUACAUAGUGUCCAUAAAAACCAAUCAGAUUUCCUCUGAGCGUUUCAAAAACCCCACAUGGGGACAAAAUUAAAGUUAAAACUACAAAGAGCUAAUAUGAGCAUGCAUACAUAUCUGAGAAUAAAUAAAACAGGACUAGAGGAAUGCAUUCAGCAAAACCCCGGAGGUCAUAAACAAGCAGUAAACAUGAGGGGAAGGAUGGCAAGGAAGACAGGUAUCUUUAUCACCUUCAUGUGAAACUGUUUCCUGGCCCUAAGAUUAACAAAACCAAGGAAGGGUAUAUCAAAGAAGCUACCUACUAUCUUUGUGACCCAGGAUGCCUGGUGAAGCAACUGGCCUGUGUUUAGAAUGCUUGUGUGUGCCUGUCAGGCAGAGAAAUAGGACAGAGACGCAGAGGCGUGGAUUGGUCAGAAAUCAUAUCAAAAUGGCUCACCCAGUCAACGCAAUGCUUUCACUGCUGGCACAAAUGGCUUGCUCCAUAUUUUUUAUAAUUCCUCAUAGCAAUCCCACCUGAUCACUACAGAGGACUGCCUGGGUUUGUUCCUGCUGAGGUUGCAGUGAUGCUGUCGCCCUCUGGGCUGGCCCCGUUCCCCGCUGCAGUUCUCUCUGACGCCAUGUGGCUUUGUUUGCUUGCAGGCGUGAGCAGCUCUACUCCCACUGGGAGUUUCCAGAGUGGGUGCCCUCGGCCCGGAAGUGGGUCUUCCUCUCGGAGAGGUGAGUGGCCUCCUGACAAAGAAGAGGGAGGGCAGGUGCCGGUAACUCUGAGGAACAUCUGGACCCAGGUUGGCAGUUGCAAUAAUGGGGGGGGGGAGCGCAUGCUGGGGAGAGAGCAGGGAGAGGGUGCCCCGCGUGGCAUGCCCUCUGGGCCCUUUGCCACUGCUGCCACCACCAGCAGGAGGAGCCCCAAAUCACCACCAGGAAAGAGGCCGCUUUUGCAUGGGCAGCCCAGCCUCUUGCGAGAGCCCAGAGAGGUCAGGGUGUGUGCGUGUGUGAAGAAGAUCCUUGGAGUGAGUUUCCCCUCUUUCCUCCUUCCUCUUCCAAAGCGAAGCUGAGGAAUACCUCCCCAGCGAGACCAAGUCCCCGCUCUUCUGCAUCAAGCGCGAAGGCCUCCACGAAGAAAGCAGCGUUCUCUACCGGAUCAACAGGUGCCGGUCACUUUACGUAAACGUCUCUCCCGCCUUUCAGCCGAGAGUCCAUCUCGCAGUACUUGAAGAGCCCAGGAACCGCCUGUGGGAUUGGGCCCCAGGAGCCCAGCUCCCUCUUGUCAGUUGCCUGUGGGAAACCAGCCAGCAGGUUCUGAGCACAAGAGCAAAUCACCCGUCCUGGGGCUUCCAAAGCCUGACUUUGGAGGCAGAGAAGUAGCCACUGAGAGCCCUCUCCCCCUCCAUGAAUUUGCCUAAUCCUUUUGGUGGCCCUCCCUGCCCUCCUUCAGGAAGGAGUUUCACAAAUUAGCCAUGUGCCGUGUGAAGGAUUUUCUUUUAUCUGCCCUGAACCUUGUACAGUGGUACCUCAGGUUACAUACACUUCAGGUUACAGACUCCGCUAACCCAGAAAUAUUACCUCGGGUUAAGAAUUUUGCUCCAGGAUGAGACCAGAAAUUGGGCGGCACCACUUAACCUGAAGUGGUGCUUCAGGUUAAGAAAAGUUUCAGGUUAACCAAUCUCCGGAACAAAUUAAGUACUUAACCCAAGGUACCACUGUACAUUGCAAACAGCCCCGUUUGAAGCAAGACUCCCGGCCUGUGAGCCCCUUGGCAAGACCCCCCUUCUCUUUCCCCUCUGGCAGGUUCAACGCCUUGCAGCCCCACGAGGAGCGCCUGGACGUCACCUUCUUUGUGGGGGGUCCCGUCUGGGCCAUGGAGUGGUGCCCCACCCCAGAAGGCGCCCCAGCCUCCCAGUACGCAGCCAUCUACUGCAAUCCCGGCAUGGACGACCGGCACAGCUUGGCGGGGACCCACACGGGGCCAGCGCUGCUCCAGCUCUGGGAGCUGGGGCCUCUCCAACAGGAGGCAGGGUGAGUGGGGAGCCCCCAGGCCCCCUGCAGCGCUCCUUGGCCCUGCCUUCCCCCGGCUUCAGCCCCAGGGCAGCCUGGUGGCCGCCCAGUGGAGCUCAGCAGGGACAUGUCCUGAUCCCCAAGGACCCCUGGGCAAGGCAGGAGGGCAGGCGAGGAGGGGCUUUCUCUGCCGCAGGACCAGAGAGGCUGGCACCUGUGAGCUGGGCCCCCUGGCAUGAAAGAGGGCACAGGUGGGGGGGGGAGAAGGAGAGAGGAGCUGCCACAAGGAAGACAGGGCCAACGUGUUUCCUUCUGCUCUGGAGGGGAGGAUUCAAGUUCCCAGAAAGGAGAUUGCGAGGAAACCUCAGGAAGGCCUUCCUGCCAGUGUGGUGUAGUGGUUAAGAGCGGUGGACUCGUAAUCUGGUGAACCGGGUUCACUUCCCCGCUCCUCCACCUGCAGCUGCUGGGUGAUCUUGGGCUAGUCAGACUUCUUUGAAGUCUCUCAGCCCCACUCACCUCACAGAGUGUUUGUUGUGGGGGAGGAAGGGAAAGGAGAAUGUUAGCCGCUUUGAGACUCCUUUGGGGUCCCUUCUGUGAUCCCUCUGGAAGACGUGGCCACACUGCUAUGCUGGAGUCUGAAUGGCCGGGCUGCACCUGUGCAAUGACAGCCUCCCCCCCCCCCUUCUCUCCCCUUCCCAGGUCAGCCACCAAGCCAGGACUGGCCUAUGGCAUUGCCACUGACCACGGCUGCAUCUGGGAUAUGAAGUUCUGCCCCAGCGGUGCCUGGGAGCCCCCUGCCACCCGCCACAAGGUACGGGGGGUGGUCUCUGGGCACCCGCUUCCCAAUGUGCUUGAGAGAGAGCACAGAGGCUGCCGGGGGGCGGGGGGGCAGGCUGGCAGAGCCGGCUGCUUGCUGGGGCCCCACAGCGCGGCGUCUCCCAGCUCUCUCUCCUGUUCCCAACAGUCGCCAUCCCAGAUGAGCCGCCUGGGGCUGCUGGCCGUGGCCUUCUCUGACGGCAAGGUGCUGUUGUACAGCCUGCCUCACGCAGAGGACCUGCGUGGCUCCCGGAGAGCCCAGGUAACAGGUAGGAAGAGCUGUGAAGGGACCCCUCCUCCCCUGGGUCACGGGGAGGGCUGGGCGCCAGGGCUGUGCCAGUGUGCUUCCCUUGGCGGGUGGCAAGGAGCAUCUAUUUCUCUUUCUUUCUCUCCUCCCCCUCCUUCUUUCUCUUUUUCUCUGCCUUGCCUGGUGUUUUGCCAGCUCAGGGCUGUUUUAUGGGGUAGCGGAAGAGAGUCUCUCACCCAAAACGUUCUGGCAGAGGCAGCUGCCCCCUCCCUGGUGGGGCGGGGGGGCGAGCAGCGGCCUGGGUGCUCAGCCAGCCGUAUCAGCUAAUGAGCCUUGUAAUGAUAUCUGUCUGCAGGAGUGAUGGAUGAGGCUGCAGGCGGGCGGCCUUGGGGGUGCUCAGCCCUGCCUCCUUGGUGGGGAUAAAGGAGGCUCAGUCCCACCUCCCUCUCCAGACACGCCCUCCAUGAGACUCUGCUGCUCAGGCCUCUGCCCGGCAAUGCCUUCGAGGGCAUCUCUGGCUGACAGUUGGCUCCCUGACAGAGGUGCAGCCAGCCAGCCUCACCCCCCGCCCUUCGUCUCCAUCUCCUGAUCCAAGGAGGACCUUGGUGAAGGCAGCUGCUGCCCCAGCCCAAGAGUCCUCUUCCCCCCCGGCCUGCGUCUCAGAGAUCCCCCAAUCCUUCUGAAGCAACUGCUCCACUGCCACCCUAAAAGCUAUGGGGCAAUUUCUCUGCCGGUGCAUUUUUAAAAAGGUCUCUUUUACAAGGCAGAGGCUACAGGCAGCCUGAGUCGCGGAAUGAGGGUGCUGCCUGCAGAUGGGUCUAGAGCACCGUUUGGUCCUGCGGGGGGGGGGGGGCUUUGGCUUGAGCAGCCUGAGAAUCCUAACCUUGCUUGCGUCAGGUAGGAGGGGGCAACCUGGCGUGGCUGAGGUGGGGGGGUUGUGCUUUCUCUCACCCCACAGAGGCUGCUCCUGGCCUCACAGCAGCUCUCCCUCCUUCUCCUAGGUGGGCCCUCCCCCCGGCACACCAUCUGCAAGGUACGUCCUGCCAGCCCCACAGAGGAUCUCUUGGAGCCACAUCCUGAGCCCUCCAAGCUGCCCAUGUUCUGAGGGGCAGGGACAAAGGGGGGCUCUGCCUCCCUCACUGGUCCAGCUGCAGCUCUGGAAAGGCCGGUGCAGAAGUCACUGAAGGAGUUGGGGGUCAGGCCUGGAAUCUUGAGCGUGCCAAGGUGGCCACCGACCCCUGAGUUUCCGUGGGGCUCCUUCUCUGGCCUCCCCCCCAACUGCUCCUCCUCCUCCAUCCCUGCAGGUCCAGUGCGUGGCCUCCCUGCAGGUGGGGGCCAUCCAGGCCGGGAGCCCCUCCCAAUGCGGACAGUGCCUCAGCUUGGCCUGGAUGCCGGCGAAGCCUCACCAACGCCUGGCGGCCGGAUUCUAUGAUGGUGAGAGGAGAAAGCUUUGCAGCUGAAACUCCCAAGUGCCAAGGAGGCUCGGGGGGGGGAUGUGUGUCCCCCCCCCCCGGCACAGGCUCCCAAUCCCAGCCUCCUCCUCGGAAGGUGAUGCACCUUCUGCCUCUUCUGGCAGUUGCAUGGCCGCCUGUCAGGGAUGCUUUCAAGCCUACUCUUCUCUGCCUGUCCCCCCCCCCCCUCCAGGCACAGUGGCCCUCUGGAACCUGGCCAGCCGCUCCCUGCUGCAGCGAGUGCGCCAGCCGGACGGCUCCCUCAAGCUCUACCCCUUCCACUGCUUCCUGGCCCACGACCACGCCGUGCGCAACAUCCAGUGGUGCAAAGCCAACAGGUGGGGGCCGGGCUUAGCGGGGGGGGGGGACUUCUUCCAGCCUCCUUCCCCUGCUGCCUGGGGGGAGACCUCAGAGUGGGUCAACCCUGCCAGCGACUGGGCCUCGCCAGGACCUCCAUCACUGAGCCGCCUCCCCCUUGCUUGCUCCAGCAACUUCAUGGUGACGGCCGGGAACGACCGCAAGAUCAAGUACUGGGACCUGCGGCGGCUGUACGAGCCGCUCCAGAGCAUCAAGCGCUUUCUGAGCACGGAGAUCGCCUGGCUGCUGCCCUACAGCGGCAUCACGGUGGCCCAGGACAACUGCUAUGCCUCGUGAGUGCGGAGAGGGGAGGGCUGCUGGCCAGGACGGCUUCCCGAAUCCUCAAGGGGGGAGAGGGCUGUGGCAGCUGAAAUCCAGGGGAUCUGCUUGGCCGCUGUGCUUUUCUGUGCUUGGCAGAGGGUGCUCUCGCUCUGAAGACCUGCUCCCCCAGGACAACCCAGCCCCAGCAGGCGUCAGGCUGGCGGUGGGGAGGGGGCAGGAAUUAAGAAGAGCUUUCUGACGAUGAGGCCUGUUUGGCAGGGGAAUGGUCUGCUUCCCGCCCGCCCCCCCUGCUCGCGGGCGCUGCCUCGCUCUUUACCCGCCCCCUCUUGCAUUGCAGGUACGGCCUGUGUGGGAUCCACUACCUGGACGCCGGCUACCUGGGCUUCCGGGCCUACUUUGUGGCCCCUCGGAAGGGCACCGUGUGGGUAAGCGGAGUCUCCUCUGCCUCGUGCGUUGGAGGGCAACACUGGGGCACUGGGGGCCCUAUUAUUUCUGGGGAGGGGGGAAUGAAGAAGGGGGUGGGCCCAGGUGACAUCCCUCCCUCCCUCUUCCAGAGCAUCUCUGGAUCCGACUGGCUCAACACGGUGGCUGCUGGAGACGUCACGGGAGAGCUGGUGGCAGCCAUGAUGCCUGACCUGUCCGUCAACCCACACAACGUCAAGCGUCCGUCGGAGCGCCGAUUUGUAGGUGUCGCUGCCGCUGAGCGGGAGGGAGGGGGGUCCGCAAGGGACUCACAAGCUUUGCCUUCAGUCCAUCAGGGGAGAUAGCGAGGCCUCCCCACUCGUCCAUCCUCUAGAUCCGGGGUGGGGGUCCCUGGGGAUGAAGGGAGCUGCAGCCCCAUGGAUGUAGCCACAGAAUAGUCCAGGCUGGAUCCAGUGCGUGGUAGCAGCUGCGUUGGCUGGAGUCCCUAUGGGCAGGUGGGUGCUUUCAGCCCAAAUGCCCCCCCUCUUUAGCUCUGAAAAGUCUCUCUGUGUGUCACAGGGUCUCCCCUUUGAAAGCAGUGGUGGACUUCUGUGCCCUCUGAGAGAAGGGCUGAGGUCCAAAGGAGCUUCAAGCCUUCAUGACGUCCCUCUCCCCUCAGACGGGUUUGGGGGCAGGGGCUGCUCAGUUGGUAGACCAGGAGACUCUCUGUCUCGGCCGUGGGUCCAAGCCCCACAUUGAGUGAAAGCCUCUGGCAUUGCAGGGAACUAGACUAGAUGGCCCUUGAGGUCCCUUCCAGUGAUGAUUCCAUGAGGCGCUUUGAGUUGGGACCAAAAAGGUCUCCUUCCCCUCCAGACAGCAAAGUUGUCAUCAGGAAAGGGGACUCCUUUGGGGUGGGUGGGAAGAUUCUGGAGCUGGAAAAUUUGGGGUGCCUGACUUGGGGCUUCUGGCUCCUGCUGCCUGUGGGGGCGCGAAACCUCCUACUUGGGGGGAGCCUUGCCUCUUAACAGCCCAUCCAUAAGAACAUUAGAGGAGGCAGCUGGAUCAGGCCCAAGGGUCCAUCUGGGCCAGGCUGCUCUUCCCCACAUGGCAAAAUACCCCUAAGACCGUAGGAAUGUAGCUAGACUGCCUUGGGACCUGGAGGUUCCACAGAAACAGAAGAAGAGCCCUGCUGGAUCAGGCCAAUGGGAGUCCCAUCUAGUCCAGAGUCCCGUUCUCACGGUGGCCAACCUGGUGCCCACAGUGGGAAAGCUGCGCCAGAGAUCGCCUUUGAUUCCAAAGCAGGGCUGCCUUUGGGCAGGGCUGUUGUGCCUGGCAGUGCCCCCAUGCCCUCUCCUCCUCCUCAUCUUCCGCAGCCCGUCUACAAGGCCAGCCUGCUCCCCUGCGGCCUCCACAACCAGGAGGCGUCGACAGGAGCCCCCGGCGGAAGGCUCAUGGCCCCCGUGGAGGGCAGGACGUACCAGGAGUCUGUGGCCCAGAACUACAUCCUCUUUCGAGACACGGACCUGGUGAGGCCUCAGAGGAAACGGGGGGCAAGGAAGGGGGAGGCAAGGGGCUGCUUGAACCCCCCUAGGUCUUCCUGGAGGGGCAACCUGGGGGUGGCAGGGUGUCCCCCCUUCCCCCCCCCAAGUGUCCAGGAUUCAUAUCACUGAUCCCCAGUGCGCUGCUGUUCUGUGGUGUGUUCCUGGCUGAUAAGGCUCCUUCCCAGGCCCAUCAAUCGCCGGCUGUCAGCAGGAGGCCCCCAUGGGAUGUAGCUGCAGCCCCCCCCCACUUGGCCUGGCCCCACCAACUCUCUCAGCCCCCCCUUCCCUCUCCAGAGGAGCUUCAAGAACAUCUUCAGGCGGAAAGGGAGGAAGAAGCCCCUCCCGGCGGAAGAGGAGAAGGAGGGGGAUGGCCUGGGGCGCCUGCAGCUGGAGGCCGUGCACAAGGUGAGCGGGGGGGGGGGCGGGGCUCUACCCCUGUGAACUUCAGAAUGGAUUCGUGGGAUCAGGCCAUUGGGGGCCCUGUGAAUCCAGCUUCCUGUUCUCAUCGUGCCCCCAAGGGAAACCCGCAAGCGGAAUCUGGCGCAAGAGCAACUCUGGCUGGUUUCCAACAAUGGACAUUGGGAAGUGUCAUGUGCUGGCUCUGGCUUGCGGGGUCCCAUAGCAGCCCUCCUGUGAGCGCAUCAGAAGAACCGGCUGGAUCAGGCCACGGGAGGCCCUGUGAAUCCAGCUUCCUGUCCUCCCAGUGCCCAGCCCAAGGCCUGGGGGAAUCCCAAAGGCAGGGUCCAGGCAAGAGAGCGCUAUCCCGUCUUGGGGGUUCCAGCCACGUGGAUUGGGGAGCCUUGCUGACUCCAGCCCUAGAGGCAGAGCAGAGCCACCCUGGCCAGGAGCCCCCCAGAGCCGCCGCCUCCAUGAAUGGCGGCCGUUGCUGCCUCCCUCCUGUGGCAGGGAGUUCCGCAGUUUAACUGCGCUGCGUGAAGAAGGACUUUCUUUUAUCUGUUUUGCAUCUUCCAACUUCAUGGGGAAGCCCAGCCAGGUGGGUGGGGUGUAAAUAAUAAUAAAAGUAUUGUGAUGGCGCACCUGCAAGUUCUCACGUGGGGGGAGAGAGAGGAGAGUUUUCCCUUGGCUGCUUUCCUCAGGCCUCCCAGAGCUCAUGGCCUGGCCGCUCAGGCUCUUGGUCUCUCUGAGCCCCCUGGAGCAGCCAGGGAGUGAGUCUCUCCCUCCUGAAGGGGGGGCAGGGUCCGUCCCCCUUUGCGCUUCCCCGCCUGACGCCCUUCCUCUCCCGCAGGUGCGCUUCAGCCCCAACCUGGCCUGCCACACCUGGCUGCUGUCGGGGGGCCAGUCCGGCCUCGUCCGUCUGCACUGCCUCCAGGCCCUGGCCUCCCCCCCCAGCCGCAAGCUCCUCCGGGAGUGCCAGGCCCACUUCAGCGCCAUGUUCGACUUGGAGGAGCAGGCGAACGGCCCUGCAGCAGAGCCCCCGGGGGCGCACCCCGCCGUCAGCUGAGCACCCCCCCCCCAGCACUGGCAGAAAUCGGGGAGGAGGAGGAGGAGGCGGGGAUCUCGUUCGAGGCGCCCAGAGCCAGGGGCAUCUUGCAGGGCACUGACGGACUGGCUGGAUCCUGGUUGCAUUGUGAGGACGGACACGGAGGAGCCCAAGGAGGGGCCAGACCCCCGGGGGGCUUGUGGGUGUCUCCUUUCCCCUUGGGUGGGGCUGGGAGUGAGAAGCAGCCCCUGCCCCCAAACUGGACAUCUCUCCAUGACUGUGUGCUUUUGCCUCUGGGGCAGGGGGUGGGUGAGGGGUCUCUCCCAGCCUGCCCUAUGUGUGACCCACAGCACCAGGGCAGGGAGGGGGUUUCUGCCUCCCUUUGGCUGGCCCAGUGGAACAACCCUUUGCCCCCCCCAACAUGGGCCGGUUGGGGUUGGCUCGGCACGUGGGGCCCAGACCAGCUCCCUGCUAGAUGCAUUUUGGGCAUUUGCCCCCCGCCAGCCUCUUGGGGGGGCACAGCAGCCUUGCUCACAUUGAGCUCAUUCCUUGUCUUUAACUGUUGUUCUUAUUAAAGUGACUUGUUUUGUUUCAAA
This is a messenger RNA of Podarcis lilfordi (Lilford's wall lizard), 16374 nucleotides long. Lineage: Eukaryota; Metazoa; Chordata; Lepidosauria; Squamata; Lacertidae. The record is from the annotation of a GenBank genome assembly.